Messenger RNA from Colius striatus (speckled mousebird), 699 nucleotides. It is a transcript of the gene TMEM252, whose product is annotated as transmembrane protein 252. NCBI's taxonomy places the organism in Eukaryota, Metazoa, Chordata, Aves, Coliiformes, Coliidae. The coding region runs from base 1 to 699 and encodes 232 amino acids. The record is from RefSeq and is a predicted model, not a curated record. The transcript is spliced from 2 exons.
AUGAGAAGCACAGCUGAGAUAGCCAGCAAACCAAUGGCAGACAGGAAUCAAGUGCUGUGCCCACUGGGGAAGAUGCCAAAACAUGUUUCUACUUUCCUUCGUAUUUUGCUGCUCUUACUCAGUUUCUCCUUUUUCUGUCUGGGAGUCAUCUGCAUUUCCAUAAGUUCCUUUCAGGAUCAUAAUGAUGUGCUGUUUUAUUGCCUGUUAUCUUUGGGGUUCUUUCUCCUUGUGCUUGGCAUUUUCUGGAACACUUUGCAUGAGGUUUUGAAAUGCAGCAGCUUCAGCAGCACCUUGAUUCAAAAUCCCAGCCUCAGAGAGCCACGUGUCUGCACCGUAGACAGGCCUGACUUCUAUCCUCCCUCCUAUGAAGAAAGCACAGAUCCUGAAAAACAGACUUUCCCACUGCCAGUUGUCUCCACACUAAAACAGCAGGAAGUCAUCCAUAUCCCUCCAUCCUUUUAUAGUGAAAGCAGCACAGAGUUCAUCAGUGAAACCAAUGAGCAGGAAGAGCCACCAUCGUAUGAAUUAUGUGUGCAACAGCUACAGCAGCAGCAAAUAGCUGACCAAGUCUCAUAUGCUGAAGAGGAGUCAAAUUCUCAUCCAUCCACACAGGAAAAUAGUCACCAAGAGGAUAGACGCUGCCAGGAGAGCCUAGAAAGAGCAGUGCCUGUCAGAACAUAUGAGACAGCCAGUGGGUAA